GAGCGCCGCCAGGCCUCCGCCCGCGCUGCGCGACCGGCGCCGGCCGUGCCCGCAGCGGAGCCGGCCGCGCCCGCGGGGCGGCAGCGGCGGGGCCCGGGCGCGGGGCCGGGGCGCCUCCAUGGGGCGCGGGCGGCGGCGGCGCCCCUAGGCUGCCCCCGCUCUCGGCUGCCCGGCGCCCCCGGGCUGCCGGCCGCAGCAUGCCGGCAGCGCUGCGGCUGCUGUGGCUGGGCUGCCUCGGCAGCCUGUGCCGCGGGUACUUCGAGGGCCCGCUGUACCCCGAGAUGUCCAACGGCACCCUGCACCACUACUUCGUCCCCGACGGGGACUACGAGGAGAACGACGACCCCGAGCGGUGCCAGCUGCUCUUCAGGGUGAGCGAGCAGCGGCGGUGCGGGGCGGCGGCGGCGGCGGCGGCGGGCGGCGGGCUCAGCCUGCGGGAGGAGCUGACGGUGCUGGGCCGGCAGGUGGAGGACGCGGGCCGGGUGCUGGAGGGCAUCGGCAAGAGCAUCUCCUACGACCUGGACGGGGAGGAGAGCUACAGCACCUACCUGCGCCGGGAGUCCGCCCAGAUCAGCGACGCCUACUCCAGCUCGGACCGGUCGCUGAGCGAGCUGGAGGGCAAGUUUCGGCAGGGGCAGGAGCAGGGGGACCGGGAGGAGGCCCGCCUGGGCGACAGCUUCCUGGGGCUGCUGCUGCACGCCCGCGCCCUGCUCCGGGAGACCCGCCACAUCUCCAGCGGGCUGCGGGACAAGCACGACCUCCUCGCCCUCACCGUCCGCAGCCACGGCGCCCGCCUCAGCCGCCUCAAGAACGACUAUCUCCGGGCCUGAGCCGGGACCCCCCCGCACCGCCCCGCACCGCCCCGCACCGCCGCGCCGCGGGCGAGGGGCUUCGGAGGGGCGCCCGCAGCCCCCCCGGGAGGCGCCCCGGGGCGAGGGGAGGGCGCAGCGCCGCGUCUCCCUGGGAGGAGCGCCUCCUCGCGCAGAUGCCUCCGUCAUCCUGGGAAAAAAACUUAUUUAUUAUAGUUGACUUCCUAAACAAAUAGCGCGUUUCUAUAAACCGGGAGGUUAGAGGUAUAAGUUAAUAUCCCAUAUUUAAAAAAAAACUACCCCGUGUUACGUUGUUCACCCUUGCUCGCAAAGCCAAGUAAGCUUUCUCGUCUCCCGUUCCCUGUCGUCGGUUCGACACCGCCUUUCCUGCUGCGGCUCACCUGCCGCCAGCGUGGAUAAAGCGUGAUGCUUGUCAGCCACGUCCGGACGCGCGUGUCGCAGAUGCUUAAAUUGUCUUUGUUGUUACUCUCCUUCAGGGUGAAACCUCUGGCCCUCUAUUGCCUUUCUUAAACUUUUUGUAACGGUAUGUAUUCUACACGCGUAACGCAUUGUUCUACUACGUAACUUAAAGCUGUGAUUUCCAUUUGUGUUUUGAAAGACGGAAACUAUUCUGGCAGGAUUUGUACUCUUCCAGGCCUGCUUACCUGUGACUCGGAGCUAUCAUAACCCCAAGACCCAGCCAAAAAGGCUUGUGGCGGAUCCUGAGAAUGCCGAUGCAGGUUUUUAUAGUAAGAAGGAGCCCUAGCAGCGAUUGUAGUUUCAGAUCCCAAAUUUGCAAGCCGGGCUUCUUAGAGCAUAUUUUUAAAGCAGACAAAAAGGUUUAGUCUGUGCCAGCACAGUGGCAUUUCUCAUUGGCGCCUUGUACUUUUGCUAGCUAAGCUAUUAAUAAAAUUAUUUGUGCUCCUAGACAAUAGCAAAAGUGCCUCCUGGAAAGGAGGGGGAGGAUUGUUUGGGAUUUUCGACUUACUUACUGCUAUUUAAUUGUCAAUUUGGGGUAGUAUCGCUACCAGGUUACAGAUACCGCAGGCAGAAUCGCUGUUUGGAUGGAAAAAUUCAUAUGUUGUGUUAAUAAAUAUUUGAAAACAAUGUUAAAGCACAUUUUUUCCCUUUUAUUGCUGUGCUUGAGACACUCUUGGUUUAAAACAUGCUGUCGUAAUAUGUCUUUUCAGCAAAAAACUGCAACUGUGUAGAUCCUGCCAAACGAAAUAAUUGCUUUUCAGUAAAAAACAAAUAAAAAUUUACAGGCUGAA
Molecule: messenger RNA, 2080 nt
Organism: Phalacrocorax carbo (great cormorant)
Lineage: Eukaryota; Metazoa; Chordata; Aves; Suliformes; Phalacrocoracidae
Source: RefSeq, a predicted model, not a curated record